Molecule: messenger RNA, 2945 nt
Organism: Patiria miniata (bat star)
Lineage: Eukaryota; Metazoa; Echinodermata; Asteroidea; Valvatida; Asterinidae
Exons: 4
Coding region: 226-1914 (562 amino acids)
Molecular function (GO): calcium ion binding
Source: RefSeq, a predicted model, not a curated record
CAUUCCAUUACAGUACACGGGGAGUUCUUCUCAAUACGUCGCGGAUGUUGUAUGCCCAAUUAAACUUUACGCAGGCUGCAAGUAGUACUUAGUUUGCCAGUAGGCGCCGAAGGGAAAGGUUCGACAGAGGAGUGGCUGGCUGCAACUCUUUCAAGUACACCGCAACAAAACUGCUUUCUGUCGUGAUUUCGAACUAGAAAACGGUACAAACCAGCCAAAGCCAACAUGAUUAAAUUUCUAGAGAACACUUGGUAUAGCGCGAAGAGACUGGCUGACGGUUAUACCAAAGACGUUAAGAGAGAGACCCAGAAGUACCAGACUCUACGAGAUCUAGACCUAUUCGUCCUGGAUAACUCGAUCCGUGAGAGCACAGUGGGCCAGCUGCGCGGUCAUACUCUGGAGGAUAAAUGGAAGGUGUAUGAUGAGGUGAAACGAUGUGGCUUCACUAAUGUUAUCGUGGCCUCCUUCUCCCACAUGACACGCGUAGAUGACGUCUUCGUCAAGCAGUUGGUGGAGAAGGGAGAGGACCGUAAAGGACUCUACGCUUUCUCAGAGAUAACCGAAGGUGCGAAAAAUCGGAUACCGAACACCGAGAAGAUUCCUGUGGGAUUGCAAAAGAUGAAGGAGACGGGUCUCUGGAACGCAAUCCUGGAGGUAGACCUGAGUGACGGAGUCUACGACUUCAGUAAAUUCACCAUGGAUGACAUGUGCGCACUUGUCAAGAAAUGGAUCAUGUGGGUGUACGACAACCUGCAUCGAGACGCCAAGGUGUUGAUCAACCUGCGAGACAUGUCCGAUGUGAUGCCUGUGAAACCCGCCCGGGUCUUCCAGCUGGUCAAGUUCCUUGCCGAGAUGCCAGAAGAUGUCCGGCCUUUCGCUUUGCUUUUCGAAGAGGCCAGAGGCCUUUGUGUGCCAGAGGAGUGCGGCAACUGGGCCAAGUACAUCCGAAAGACCAUGGAUAUGAACGAAUGGAAGGGGAAACUGUUGGUGCACAUCCACGAGAAGUACGGUUAUGCCGACUCCUCACAGCUCGAGAGUUUGAUGUGUGGUGCGGAUGGCACUUGGGGCAGUAUCUGCAUUGAAGGCGCUGCCAUGGGCAACGCAUCAACCUGCGUCACUAUGAUGAACCUCAUCCGCCUUGGCAACAAGAAGAUCCUUAAGAGCUACAACUGCUCCUACCUUCGGAAGGCAGCCAUCAACGUGACUAGGAUCACCACCGACCGAGACCCGCACCUCAAGCAGCCGGUGUAUGGGGAGAGAGCCUUGGACUUCGUCUUGGGGCUGAAUAAGGAAGACUUUGACUUGGCUGACUUCUUUGGAGAAAAGGCGCCCAAGAGGAUCACUUCUUUGGCAUCCAACGAGAUGAUCCGUCUGCAGUUGAUUGAGCUUUACGGCAACGAUCCGCAGUUCACCCUUGACCAAGCUCACAAGAUGAAAGAAGCCAUGCUGGAGGAUCUUCGAAACAAUAGGAAGGAAGAGUACAUGAGUGAGGUGGGCCUGGCCCUCCUCUUCGACCGGGCCGGAGGCAAAGUCACCGAAAAGAUGCGUGACAUCAUCGAGAAGAUGAAGCUGAACAACGUGCACGCCGAGAGGAUGCUCUCCGAGGUACGUGAAAUCUGGGACACCUGGGACCUGAAAGACGAAGUGCAAGGUGAUGAAAUGCUGGAGUACGACUCCUUCUACAAUGGCUUCAUGGCGCCGUACUUUGCCUGCUACCGGUGCUCCGACACCCAUCAAGCUCUGCAGGCCAUUGACAUGGAUGCAGACGGGCAGGUGGAUUGGAGUGAGUUUCUGGUCUAUCUCAAGUGGGCCUUGCAUGAGUACCCCAACAUCAAGGAUACCCAGGAGCUGUUGGAUAUCGCGUUUAGGAAGGGGCUCAUCCCGGCCAUGAGGGAUGAACUCCUUAAGGACUAGAUAGAGCAUCCAGAGCAUCAAGUUAUCACAAGUCACAUCGCAAUUCAAGUCUUUAUUCAACUGACAAGCCAUGUUAUUGAUCUCUAGGUAGAAGUGACUAUCUUUAUAAAACAAAAGUAGUUCUUUAGGCAUUCUACUGAUGAUGGUCAUAGCACACAAACUGAAACGUCCAGUUAACACCUCUGGUUCUCAGAACCAAUGAACUUUCAACCUGAUCCCUAGUGGUGCAUAUUACUCUGACGUAAUGAUGACGUCAUCGGGUGUCAAAUUACAACCGAUUUUCGUUGACAAAACAAGACCAUCUUCUUUCCCCUAAAACUCUUGAACAAAAUAAUCGAUCAUGUUCAUACGUUGUAAUCAGAUUGACCAUUAUUUUAAAAAUACCCAUUUUGUAUCGUGUAAGUGAUCUCGCUUGACCUUUACUUCCGGGUCAACCGGAAGGUCAAAGUGAAUUUAAAAUACAUACAGUAGCCUCAAAAUCAAAACGAACCAAAUUUCUUCCAAACGGUUCAUGGGAUGACGAUAAAACAUAGACGGACCUUGAACCCUCAUCCGAAGAUGCUUGGCAAAAUCAAAUUACAAGGGUAACCUCAAAAUAUCAAAAAAUAAAUUAUAACUUUAUAACGGAAUAGAGUUUUGCUCUCAUUUUUAGCUAUGUUUUAGACCUUGACUCUGGCAAUUUGAGUCCCAGGCGCAAAGCUAUUUGACCUUUACUUCCAGUUUUACCGGAAGUGCAAUGAUAAUUUAAUGUAACUUGAAAACGGGAGCAUUUUACUUCAGUUACAUAAAUCGUGCAAAUAACUAGUGAAUAAUGUCAAACAAAUAUGCCUAUGCCUAUGCCAACUUCGAAAGAUUUGUGACAAAGAUACAUGCCAAAGAGGCAAUAAGGAAAGACGUUUACAAACCGGGAUUUGGGGAAAGAACAUCAAAGAAAAACUAGAGGUUGUAUAAACAACCACACGGUGUUGGGCCAUGGAUUACCGCAGACUUUGCCACACACAUCAACUCAAAAUAUGCAUGUUUAAAUCCAU